This is a messenger RNA of Castor canadensis (American beaver), 522 nucleotides long. Its product is annotated as gamma-crystallin A-like. The record is from RefSeq and is a predicted model, not a curated record. Gene Ontology annotation, molecular function: structural constituent of eye lens. Gene Ontology annotation, biological process: visual perception; lens development in camera-type eye. Lineage: Eukaryota; Metazoa; Chordata; Mammalia; Rodentia; Castoridae.
AUGGGAAAGAUCACCUUCUACAAGGACCGCUUCCAGGGCCGCUGUUAUAAGUGCACCAGUGACAGCCCCAACCUGCAGACCAACUUUAGCCACUGCAACUCCAUCCGUGUAGACAGCGGCUGCUGGAUGCUUUAUGAGCGCCCCAAUUACCAGGGCCACCAGUACUUUCUGUGGCGCGGGGACAAUCCAGACACACAGCAGUGGAUGGGCCUCAGCGACUCCAUCCGCUCCUGUUGCUCAAUUCCCUAUACCAGCUGUCAUAGGAUAAGGCUAUAUGAGAGAGAUGACUACCGAGGCCUUGUGUCCGAGCCCACGGAAGACUGCUCCUGCAUCCAUGAUCACUUCCAUCUCAAUGAGAUCUACUCCCUCCAUGUGCUGGAGGGCUGCUGGGUCCUCUACGAGAUGCCCAACUACCGGGGCCGGCAGUACCUGCUCAGACCAGGAGACUACAGACGGUACCAUGACUGGGGUGCCAUGGAUACCAAAGUCGGUUCUCUGAGAUGGGUCAUCGAUGUGUACUAG